CUCCCCAUUUCUCAAACGCGCGCACACAAAAAAAACACACCACACUCACUUUUCGGAUUAUUCCACUUCCAAAACAAUCAACGAAAAUGAGAACCACCUUAUUCCACUCCACAACCAAAAUGACCGCCGCCGAAGCCUCCGCCACCGCCGCCGCAAAAACAACCUUCUCGCCGCCGGCGACCUUCCAGCGGUCGCCGUGGCACUCCCCGGUCCCGUACCUCUUCGGGGGGCUGGCCGCGAUGCUUGGCCUCAUCGCCUUCGCCCUCCUCAUCCUCGCCUGUUCCUACUGGAAGCUCUCCACCUCCGAAGAAGCCAGAGACGGAGACGUGGAGAGCGGCGCAGCCGGGAAAGGCGACGGCGCCGAGGCCGAGAAGGCCCUGCCGGUUUUCGAAGAGAAGUUUCUUGUGAUCAUGGCCGGUGAAGUUAAGCCAACUUAUCUUGCUACACCUGUGUGCAGUAGAAAUGUAUCAUUUGAUGAUGAAAAGGUUGACAACAAAGGAAAAGUUGAAGAAGAAGAAGAAGAAGAAGAAGGAAAGGUGAAGAAAGAUGGUGAAAAUGCACUAGAAAAUGGAGAGCAAUCUCAUUUGAGCCAAUCAAAUUUGAGUUGAUGAAAAUUAUUACUAUUAUAGGGUUGUGAGUUUUGAUCUUUUUUUUAAAAAUUUCUUUUGCUUGUUUUGAGCAAGACUCUUGCUCAAUUUUGUGAGCCAAGGAAAUGUAAAUUUUUUUCUAAUGAGACGAGCACUCAGUUUGGAAACAUUAA
This is a messenger RNA of Salvia splendens (bonfire salvia), 760 nucleotides long. Its product is annotated as protein GLUTAMINE DUMPER 5. The transcript has a single exon. Gene Ontology annotation, biological process: regulation of amino acid export. The record is from RefSeq and is a predicted model, not a curated record. Lineage: Eukaryota; Viridiplantae; Streptophyta; Magnoliopsida; Lamiales; Lamiaceae. Bases 87 to 608 code for a protein of 173 amino acids.